AUGGGGCUUUUGGCGUUGGGUACGCCUCUCGAUUGGCCCGAAGCCAAGAAAAAUGCGAACCAUGUUCGCGAAUGGGGAGUAGAGCAAUUAUUGGCCAUUUGGAACAAGGCAAAGGGGAAAGAAAAGGAUGCGUUGCUGUGGGGAGACGAGAUUGAAUAUCUGGUGGUAAACUACAAGAAAGAAGACCCGGAUGUUACUUUGUCCUUACGCCAGGCGGACAUCUUGACUGCUCUGGCCCAAGAUGAAAAUUUAUGUGCAGAGGGAGGCUGUGUGCCAGAUCUACAAAACGUGGAUGGCAAGGCCACCCUUCCCAUCUUUCAUCCUGAAUUCGGACGAUUCAUGUUGGAGGCUACGCCAGGAAAGCCAUGGGGAAUUGGCUUCAAGGAUCUACUGGACGUCGAGACCAACAUGAGAUUGAGACGAAAGAUUGCCAAAGAACACAUGCACCCAGAAGAAUUCCCUAUCACAUUGACGACAUAUCCUCGCCUUGGUAGCCCCGGUACAUUCACAUCACCAUAUUACCCGCCAUCUGGAGAUAAAUUGCGAUCUCAGUUCGUCCCUGAUGAGAUUGCCAAUCCUCACAUACGGUUCCCUACCCUGGCCGCGAAUAUUCGCUCCCGCCGGGGUCGAAAAGUUCAAGUCAAUGUACCUGUUUUCAGAGAUGAGAACACUCCAUGGCCAUGGAAAGAUCCUACUGUUCAGUAUGAUCUUCAUAAAUGGCCGGAGGAUGACGAUGUACGAAACGGAGCUUCGCCGGACAAUUUCAUACAUAUGGAUGCCAUGGCUUUUGGAAUGGGAAGCUGCUGUUUGCAAAUCACGUUUCAGGCCAAAAAUAUCACCGAAGGACGAAGGAUGUAUGAUCAGCUGAGUCCAUUGGGACCCGUACUUCUUGCUUUGACCGCAGCAACGCCGAUCUACAAGGGCUUCCUGGCAGACACCGAUGUGCGGUGGAACCAGAUCAGCGCUGCAGUGGACGAUCGAACUCCCGAGGAGCUGGGAGAAAGGCCGCUGAACGAGAACCGGUGGCGAAUCCCCAAAUCUCGCUACGCAUCAAACUCGACAUACAUAUCAGACGAUGCUCGACUACGCAAGGAAUACCUAGAUCCCAACCUAAUUACUGAUCCUGAUGUCAAGCAACAACUCAUACACGGUGGUGUCGACUCCGUCCUGGCUACCCACUUCGCCCAUCUCUUUAUCCGUGACCCUCUGGUUAUCUUCGCCGAAGACCUCCAAGAACUGGACCUCACGAAGACUGACCACUUCGAGAACCUGCAAUCCACCAAUUGGCAACACAUCCGGUUUAAGCCCCCACCGGCGGGCAGCGACAUCGGAUGGAGGGUCGAAUUCCGACCUAUGGAAAUUCAGAUCACGGAUUUCGAGAACGCAGCCUUCUCCGUCUUCAUGGUCCUCAUCACCCGUGCUAUUCUGAGCUUCGACUUGAAUUUUUAUAUUCCGAUCCAAAAGACAGAUGAGAACAUGGAGACAGCCCAUAAAAGAGACGCUGUUUUACAAGACAGAUUCUACUUCCGCAAGAACCCAUUCCCCACCCGCUUCUCACGGCCAUACUCGCAGAACGGAGGAUCCCGCUCUGAAACCGACACCCCAACGAUCAGUCGCCCGCCGACGCCCACUGGCCCCGUUGAAGAUGAGUAUGCUCUCAUGAGCAUCGAUGAGAUCAUGAACGGCAGCAAGGCUGAUUCGGGCUAUGAUUUCCCUGGCUUGAUCCCACUUGUGGAAAGCUAUCUCGAUAGCAUGAAUGUGGAUGUCGAGACCCGGUGUGAGCUAGCGGCAUAUCUCAAUCUCAUCAAAAGGCGAGCAAAUGGCGGUCUCUGGACGGCCGCCAAGUGGAUCAGGGAGUUCGUGGCCGGCCAUGAGAAUUAUGAGAAAGAUAGUGUGGUGAGCGAGAAGAUCAACCAUGACUUGAUUGGAGAGGUCAUUGCCAUUGAGGGUGAUAGGCGGGAAGGCGUCCGGAAUGUAGAGCACUUCUUGGGCAAGCAUAGUAAUGGGUGCGGUGAUUGA
Molecule: messenger RNA, 2019 nt
Organism: Drepanopeziza brunnea f. sp. 'multigermtubi' MB_m1
Lineage: Eukaryota; Fungi; Ascomycota; Leotiomycetes; Helotiales; Drepanopezizaceae
Biological process (GO): glutathione biosynthetic process
Cellular component (GO): glutamate-cysteine ligase complex
Molecular function (GO): glutamate-cysteine ligase activity
Source: RefSeq, a predicted model, not a curated record